Molecule: messenger RNA, 975 nt
Organism: Habropoda laboriosa
Lineage: Eukaryota; Metazoa; Arthropoda; Insecta; Hymenoptera; Apidae
Product: coiled-coil domain-containing protein 42 homolog
Exons: 4
Coding region: 1-975 (324 amino acids)
Source: RefSeq, a predicted model, not a curated record
AUGGCAAAGAUAGAAGAGGGAACGAAAAAUUUUAUUCGACGAGCUGUUAUUACAACAGAUACGCAGAAAGGUGUCACGGAAUACUUCUUGUCGAAGCAAGAAGAUUGUAAUAUUAAAAAGUAUCCUGAGUGGGAUAAGCCAAGAGUUUACCCGGCAUUAGAGGUAGUCAGAGCACGUUGUGAGUUAACAAAAGCUGAGGAGAUAUUACGCGCGAAAUGGGUCGAACAAGAGAAAAGACGGAAGCUAAUGGACGAGCAAUGGAACAAUAUGAAGCGUCAGGAACUGGUCUUCCGAGAAUCGUUUAUAAAGUUCAAUAGAUUCGUGAGGGAAAAUCAGGAAAAGCGUGAUCGUGCGGAGGUUAAAAUUAAAGAAGAAUGCGAGCGUCAGAGACAGAGGCAGGAAGAAAUCGAAGAUACGACCGCGAAGUUAAAUCGUAUGAAUGAUGUUCGAGAAAUGAUGAAGAGAUACGUAGGAGAAUAUAAAAAGUAUCAAAAUUAUUUAGAGAAAGUCGUUGCUGAAACCGGCGAAUUUAAUUCAAUUUCCGAGAUCUUUAAUCGUUACGAAACUUUAAUCGAAGCACGAACAAUUUUGUCGGAGCAUCAAGAUAAAAACCUUGAACUAUUAGAGGAGAGAGGGACGGAAAUACAUCAUAUGACAGAGGCAAAGUCACAGAGACUUAUGGCAUUGAAUAACAAAUUGGCGAAGCUGCAAGCACGACGUGACAAAGCAGAGGCGCAAGCUCGUAAAUGGGAGACAAUAGUGUCUGAGAUAAAAGUAACUACCGCGGAGAAGAAUUUGGAGCACACGCAGGUAAAAACGUGUUGCUGGAAUCUGUAUCAGCAUAUCUGCAAGAGAAAGGGUAUUCCAGCAACUGUGAGCAAAGAUGACGUCGAGCAACAGUUGGAUCACAUUAAACGAACCGUUCUUGAGUUAAAACGAAUCAUCAAAGUAGCAAAAAAACUCGCUACAAAAUAA